Molecule: messenger RNA, 27905 nt
Organism: Podarcis lilfordi (Lilford's wall lizard)
Lineage: Eukaryota; Metazoa; Chordata; Lepidosauria; Squamata; Lacertidae
Source: the annotation of a GenBank genome assembly
AUGAUCGCAGUCAUAAUUGACAGCACUUACCAUGGUGCAUACAAGGCUUUCAUUGUCGGGAUGGUUAGCGACUCAAAGUAAUCUAAUUAAAUGCUCGUAGCGUCUAUUAACAAUGCCAAAAUAGAUGUUUUAUCACAGCGGACGGAGCAAUUCCUGACUUUUGCUAUCGUCAGUUGGAAAGUGGCUUAUUUUUAAAAAAUUCAUCUUAAUAAUUUGUAUGCUUAGACAACACAGAUAUGAAACUGGAUUCGUUUUUUAUUUGAUUUUUUGGUUGCAUUUAAAUUUCCUUGUUAUGUGCCUUUUGGCGGCAUGAAUUAUAGAAGAGCUGGGGAUGGGGGAAAGCGGGGGGUGGGGGGUAUUGGAAUGCACGGCAGAUCUUCAAGGGGAAGGAUUUAAGGUUCAAAGUGAUACGUGUCAAAAAAUAAGUGCUUGGGAAGCAGAUCUUUUCUAGUGCACACCUCCGACAAGCUGUGUGGAGGGGAGAAUGUAAUUUCUUUUUCUGGCUUAAAUUUUAUGCUUUCAUAAUAGGAAAACACACACACAAAAUUUAACUCAUCAAUCCCGUUGCAAGCUCUGUAUGCAUAGAUCUCCUAGGAUUCUCAGUAACAAGCCAGAUAUGAUGCAGGAGCGUCGAAUCUUAGAUCUCCCACUUCUUUUAUAGUAGCAGCUUGGGUGGGGUGGGGUGAUGUCAGUGGGAAUCUCCGUUUGGAUGGAGUCGCACAGUUUGGAGGCACUCCAUGAUCCAGCUUUGCUGCUUGCGGUCCAGGUGGCCUCAGAGGCCAUGUGUGCAUAUUUCCGACGUAGACUGGUUGCCCCUUCUGAGAUAGGGUUGCUUGGCCACAAUGAUCCAUGCUCAUGCGACUUCAGGCCUGGACUUCUGUCAUGUGCUUUGUGUAGGGCUACCUGGUGAACCCAUAUUCACCUAAUUCGUAGGAGCUGCACCUGCUGCCCAUUCACUACUAGGCCCAAUAUGAAUGUUAGUGUACGAACCCAUACUACGCAAAGCAGGCCCCCCCACUAGAAAAAGAACCUCCUUCUCUCAUAUCUGCCCUAGAGCUCUGUGUUCUGACAGGGAGGCUCUCCCCAUGGUCCAUUGAUGGGCAAGGCCCAAUAUCACCGGGGGAGGGGGAGGGCCUUUUCCACAACAGUUUCCAGAUUUUGGAAUGCCAUCCCUUUGGAAAUACAACGUUCUCCUCACUGAGGGUAUUUAAAAGUCAAUUGAAAACUUUGUGUCUUAAGACAGGAGUGGUAGUACAGUACAGUGGUACUUCGGGAUGCGAAUGGGAUCCAUUCUGGAGCCCCGUUCGCAUCCUGAACAGAACGUAAGACGCGACAGUGCAUCUGCGCGUGUCGCGUUUCGUCGCUUCCAUGCAUGCGCGUGACGUCAUUUUGAUCGUCUGCGCAUGCGUAAGCGGCAAAACCCAGAAGUAACAUGCUCCAUUACUUCCAGGUCACCGCAGAGCGCAACCCGAAACUACUUAUCCUGAAGCGUAUUUAUCCCGAGGUACGAAAAGGGGCGACGACCAAGAACGCGGCGGGUCACGCGCGCGGAGCAUUGCGCAAGCAAGGGAUCCACGGCGUCGCGCAAGAGCGGCCCUCCUCAGCCCGGACACUACCUGCCCACCUGCCCGCCCGCGAGCGCGCCCCCCUACCCUUCAGCUGGCCGACAAUGGCCCAGGCGAAGGCCCGGUUCUGUCACGGGCGGAGCGGCCCGCCCCGGCGUUCAAUCACAGCAGCGGCACGAGCCCCGCCCACAAAAGUCGCUCGAAGCUCCCCGAUUCCUCCCCAUCACGUGCCGCAAUAGGAACGAGAUUUCCGCUUUGGAACGCUCUUCAUUCAAGCCCCGCCCAUCUCAUGGCAACUGCUUCUGCUCCGGGUUGGUGGUGGGCGGAGCUUGAGGGGGCUGGGCUUUGCGCCCGGCUCUGAGAGAGAGUGAGUGAGCCAGGUAGGGGCAGAGAGCUGCGAGUAUGAGUGCGUCCCCCCAGAUGUUGCGCCCGGUGCGGCCGGCCCCCCCUGCACCCUCACGCUACGCCACUGGCGUGCGCUACCCUGCUAUACUUUGGAUGAAGGACAGUCUAGGGAAGAGGCAAAAACUAAUUUUCAAAUUUUAUUUAUUUAUUAAAAAUCGUUGACCACUUGCCUUUCGGAGUGGUGCACAACAGACUCAGACAAUAAAUUCGUUCACAAAAUGCAUUCAUAUUAAAAUCCCUCAAACCAUUAAAUAGCCUGUCUAUAAAAUCACCAUCGGUUAGUAGAACAAGGACAGAGCACAGCAGCAAAACGUAAAGAGCAAGGGAAACAAAUAGCUGGGUAGAAGAGUACAUUGUAUUACAUUACAAUUAAUAUGUCACUUUUUGACCAAAAUGGCCCCAAAGCAGUGAACAAUCCAAAAGAGAAAUACAAUAAAAAUACAACAGACCAAUCAAAGAAGCAUAAAAUAGCAAAGUCACCUAACACCCAUCCAUCACACUGAAUAUACAUUUGUACACUGAAUGAAGAUAUAUUCAUUUUCUCACUACUGACACAGCUUCCAAGCAUUGUACUUAGAAGUCAGGUUAACUCAUAUCUCCACCCCCUCCACUCCUAGUCUGCUCCCAUUUCUCAUCUAGGUGUGUGCCCAUCCACAAACAGUUUCCCAAGAGAUGUGUCCUCACCCUCAUUGCAGUCUGAUGGAGUGACCAGUAGUGACCCAAAGGGGACAUUUCUCUUUGGGGCUGUCCCAGUUGUGGUGGGUCGCACGACAACAUGGUUUGGAUCGCACAACAACGUGCCUUGCGUUUUGUUUCACAGAUGCUACAGAAAUUGUGUUGAAGGCUCAAAUCUUGGCCGGAGGAAGAGGAAAAGGUGUUUUCAGCAGCGGGCUGAAAGGAGGAGUGCAUCUAACCAAGGAGUAAGUUGGGAAAUUACAGCAAUAUUAUUUGUUUUUGUUUUUUAACCCAUUCAUCUGAAUGUAUAUUUUUGCCUUUCUCUCUCCCUUUUUUAGCCCUAAAGUGGUAGGGGAGCUUGCUGAACAGAUGAUUGGAUACAAUCUCACCACGAAGCAAACUCCUAAGGGUGGUGUCAAAGUUCAGAAGGUAAGAGAGUCCCCCACCUGCAAAUCAUAAUAAAUGUUGUCAGGUGUAGCUUGAAACUAGUGGAUGCACUGCAAUAUGUCUUGUGCUGAGUGAGGCAAUUGGUCCAUCUGCCUCAGUACCGUUGACACUGACUAGCAUCGGUCCUCCAGGGUCUCAGAUAGGCCUUUCCCAGCCCUAGCUGGAGAUUCUGGGAAUAUGAAACAGUUGCCCAUCCUUUUCACAGGAAAGCUAGCUGUCUGAUGGAUGCAGGGCUGAUAUGGACUUGAUACGGUGGGAUUAUCAGGAAGAGGGCUUGAGAGUGUGAAGGGAGGCUUGGCAAAUAGAAGUUAAUAACAAGCAAUCAUCUAGCAGAAAAAGCAGGAACUAGAUUAUGCCCAAUGAAUGCUAAAUGCAAUAAGCAGAUAAUAAUAAAGCAUUCUUGACUUAAAACGUUUAUCCCAGCCUGCAGUUAACUGCUCCCUUUUAUGUGCAGAAGUCACAUUGAUUUCACUGGAUCUGUAAUAAUUGUGUGCAGGAUCGUUGCCAGGAUGUUUUAGGUGCAUGAAAAUGACACCCACUUUCCUAAAUGCAUGUGCUCUAAAAAGGGCCCAUAUCUCUCCAGUUACUGCUUAAAAACUGCCUUUGGUACACUGACAGGGAAAUGUUUCUCUUUCACUUGCAAUUGAAAUAUUGCACAUCCAUUAUUAGAUGGUUAGGCUUGAAAAGCAGGCUUUCUGCUUUUCUUCUGAAAUCGAUAUGAAAUGAAAGCCUUGUAUGUUUAGAACAGAUUAUUCAAAUGAAUGUGCACUGAAGUGCCCUUUUGAUGUUCUCCCAACCGCGUGGAAGCUGCUUAUCUGUCAAGAGCUCCUGCGCAGCUGAAAAAAAAUGUUUAAGUGACCCAACUGUGUGGGCAGUUUUUAUUAAUGACUAGUGUGGGUGAGAGAAAGGGAUGGAGAAGCAUGUUGAUGGAAUUUGCAGAUGACAUUAAGGUAGGAGGCAAUGUCAAGUAAUUUGGGAACCAACGCUGAGUAUUUUUGCAAUGAGAUGAGCCCAAAUCAGCUGGAGGGGAAUGGCGAGGGGGAAGGAUAAUGCUAUUUAUUCGUGGAUCACAAGAUGACUAUGAGCCAUCACAAGACGGCUAUCGAAAAGGUUGUUAAAGUGUCCCAAUGGACGAGACAAUAUUGACUAGACAGGGCUCCAAAGGCCAACAAUUGUUGGAGAAGAUUUGUUUUAAUGACAGCCUCAGAAGGCCAGUGAACACACUGCAACUUAGAAAAGUUAGAACGUAUUCUUAUUCACACUGGUGUAUUGUCUGAGCUUGGCUAAGGCCUUCUGAACAUUUCUGCCCUCAGUAUAGUCUAUCAGGCCUAUUUCUGUCAUGAGACACUUCUUUCCCCCUUCCCAUUCCACAGCUUGUGGGAUGAUCACCAACAUCAAGCAUGUAGAUUUGCUCCAAAGCCGUGCUCGUUAACAACUAUAAGCCAUCAAAGUGGUACCGUUUCAAAGAGGGCAGAUUCAGCCCAUUGAAUGGCAUAGAAGGGUGUUUCUGUCCUGCUGACGCAUCUGAAUUUUGUGUCUAAUUUCUCAACCAUACUUGAAGAAAGAUGAAUACAAGUUGGAACAUUAAAAGUGAAUUGCUGCUAAAAUGAUUUGGUCUGUCACUGUAAAAAACCAUUUGCUCAGACAAAAAUGAUCAUAAAUAUGAGGAGCAGAGGUUACAAGUCUGUUGAGGACACCUCAUGGAACUUGGCCAUAGAUUAAACUCAUUGCCCCGAGUCAGAUAAUUGCAAGUUCUUUGGUUCCCGUACAUGUAGAUCUCUGCUUUCCUUCAUUGGAAUGGCCAUUUCAGUACAGAAAGAAAGAAUCAGAGCAACUACUUUGACCUGUUUUCAAAAGACAUGGAGCACAAUCUAUUUCCUAUUUGAAGUCCAUUUUGCGCACUCCCUAGUCAUUGCGAAUACAUGUGGAUUUAUCCACAACAAACAAUUCCCCUUCUUUCAUCUCACCUUUCUAGCUUUCCUUGAAGCUUACAAGGACAGAAGCAUGUCAUGUUUGUUUGUUUGUUUGUUUAUUACAUUUAAAUGCCAACUUUAUCUUCCAAGGAGCUCAAGGUGGUACACUGGGUUCUCCUCCUCCCCAUUUCAUCCUCAUGAAAACCCCGUGAGGUAGGUUAGCCUAAGAGAUGGUGACUGGGCCAAGGUCACCAAGUGAGAUUCAAACUCUGGUCUCCCAGGUCAUAGUCCAGUCCUCUAACCAUUACGCCACACUGGCUGCCAUGUGCUAAAUGGCACACAGUCUCCUGUGUUAACCUUCUGUAGUCCAUGAAUUGAAUGCAUGUGUGUGUGUUUGGGGCCAUUUGGGACCACAGUAAUUAUUUUAAAAUGUUAGACAUAUUUGGCAGAUGUCAAACACUAUAAAAUUCACUCUGUAGCGAGGAUUGUGAAAUAUUGGACUUACUUCCUCUCCACCUCUAUUGCUGCCUCUGUUUUAUACCCACCCCACCGCUGCUCCCAGAAGCCUGGGGAUGUGAUCCUGCAAGUGGUAGCAAGAACCACAAAUGCAGAAUUCUCGGCAACCCAAUGAAGCUACAGUUCUGAGGCUUGCUGGGAGGGAGGAACUAGGAACAUUGUGGUUUAUGUCCUGAGUACAGAUGAUGUCCUUAUCAACAAAUGAGCUUUAGAAAGUAAAGACUUUCCUUUCCCUGAAGUAAUGCUUAAUAUGUUGGUGCAAGAUCAAUCUGUCUUAAAUAAACAGCACUCCCCUCGGCUCCUUCAGAAGUUGGCAGCUAUUUUAUAGGUUUACAUAAAAUUCUCUUACGGCCUCAUGGCAUUUGGAGAACCUGGUUAUCUGCAAAGACAGUUUCCGUUUAUCACAACUCACUACCUGUCCCUUUUCUCCAAGCAAUUAGGGAAUUAACUUUAUUAAAGUUUGAAUUAAAGAUCUGGGUGAUUAUUUUUUUUAAAAAAAGACUUCAAUGUCAUGGUAGAUCAUUGGAAGAUAUUGCACAACCUCUCAGUAAUGGGUUCUAAAUACAGGAUUCCAUUCAUUCAUUUAAAUUCAUAGCGGUCCUCAUCUUGAAGGCUUGGAGCAGAAAUAAUACAGUGCAAAGUAAAAGAGCAUUCACAAAAGCCAGUCUACACGGAUAUAUCUUGUAGAGCUCCUGAAAGAUGCUAAGAUUUCUAAGAGGUGGAAGUGCUGUCAGUAUGGCGCAGCCGCUAAAAAUGCGUUUUCAUGCCCUCUUUAUUCCUUAAUCUAGGGUAUAUAUUGAGUUGAAGCCUAUUUGAUUUUCAAAAGCAAUUGAGGGGAAGGGAUAUGUUGGCAUAUAGAUUAGAAUGCUGAGUUUCCACCUCUUCUCAAAGCAUUAGGAGAAUAAUAUAAGGCAUUACAGUGGUACCUUUGUUCUCAAACUUAAUCCAUUCCGGGAGUCCGUUCGACUCCUGAAACCAUUCGAAAACCAAGACGCGGCUUCCUAUUGGCUGCAGGAGCUUCCUGCACUCAGUCAGAAGCCGUGGAAGCCAUGUCGGACGUUCGACUUCUGAAAAGCAUUCGCAAACCAGGACACUUACUUCUGAGUUUAUGGUGUUCGGGAGCUAAUUUGUUCAACAACUAAGCCAUUCGGGAACCUUUGAUAUGGAUCAGAUCAAAGGCCUCUGAAGUCCAGAUUCCUGUUUUCCACCCUGGCCAACCAGAUACCUCUAGGAAGCCCAUGAGCAGGGCCUGUCUAUGUGCAACCGCAGAGUAAGAGGGACCAAUACAGAAAUGAUUGUUAUGAGCUGGGUGAACAUUGCAUGCCACAGGCCAGUUGUAUUCAAACAGCAUAGUGUGGUGAAGGAGACCACCGCAAGCCUGUAUAAGAGCCUAAGAAGAUCUCUUCUGGAUCAGGCCAAUUGCCCAUCUUGUCCACCAUCCUCUUCUCACAGUGGCCAACCAGUUGCUUAUGGGAAAGAAGGAACUGAGCGCAACAGCACUCUCCCCACUUGUGAUUCCUAGUAACUAGCAUUCAGAGGCAUACUGAAGUAGAACAGAGCCAUCAUAAGUAACAGAUAACACAGCAGAGGAGGAUUGCAAGGGACAAAUGGGUAUAUGCAAUGUCGUGCACAAACCACUAUUAUUAUUAUUAUUGCAAUUGUUGUUAUUAUAUUUUUAAAGAUCUGAAUUCUGUUCAGCCAGAAAUCUGUGCCUGAAUUACUGCAACAAAUUAGAGCAUACUGUAUUUGUAUUAAUUUCUUCAAAUGCCAAGGCUUUAAAAAAAUGGUUGCGUGCUUUUUUUGUUUUGAAAGGAAGGAAGGAAGGAAGGAAGGAAGGAAGGAAGGAAGGAGGUACAAAAUCUAGAUAAAAAGAGGGAUAUAUGAAGUGCUAUUUUUCAAGAAAAAGAAGUGCCAGAACUUACCACAAACACCUCCCUUGAUCUCUUAUAAUGGCAAUGAUGCCCACCUGAGAGGUGCCAGAACUGAGUUCCAGCUGAAACAAAAGCCCUUGUUAAGUGUCAGGGGAGGGAGGGGAGAGAGAGAUUCUCAGAAAUGGGAAAAUAGCAAAAACAAAUAUAUGGGAUAUCAACAAAACACUGCCAUUUGGGUUCAUUCAUAUCCCUGCUCAGCCAUAAAUACCUCACUGGGAGACCUUGGACCAGACCAGUCAUUGUUUCUCAGCCUAACCUAACUUUCACAGGAAACCCUCAGGUUUCUGAAAGAAGAAGAUGUAAGAUAAUUCUCCCAUCGUUCUCAGCUUUGGACAAAGUUAAAAUUGCCCCUUUAAAAUUUCUCUCUUAUUUUUAUUUCCUUUGAUGUAAGGGCUUGCUAAUAGGACCUAGGUAAGUAGACUGUUCCUGCAUUUGUUUCAAAUAACUUGUGAAAACGUCCCUCCUUAGUUUGUGGUAGUUUCUCCUCUUGUGCGCUCUCAUCUCCAUUGUGGGUUAUUUCCAUAAUCCUGAGGAAAAUGAAAUGGAAAGGAACUGUAUGAUACCAAUGUCCUAAUGAAGUCAUUGAUUUCUUCCGUGACGAGAGAAAUCAAUGAUGGAUUCAAGAAUGUAAGUCGAACUUCAGUGCACAUUUAUUACAGUACAAUGUGUUCUCUCUGAAUAAUGGCCACUUCCUCACUCGGAAGCCUGAAUUUCCAGCGCAGCUAACGAAAUACUGUCUCCGUUGGAUAUUGCCAGCAAAGACGUGCUAAUAAUACAUUGCCAAAUUGUACUUUGCAGGUCAUGGUGGCAGAAGCACUAGACAUUUCAAGAGAAACUUACUUUGCAAUAUUAAUGGAUCGAGCUUGCAAUGGACCUGUUCUGGUUGGCAGCCCACAAGGUGGGGUUGAUAUAGAAGAAGUGGCAGCUAAAAGCCCGGAACUCAUCUUCAAGGUACAUUUCAAAGCUUGGUGACUUAAGUUUUUAAAAAUCUUUGCACUAUUAUUAUUAUUAUUAUUAUUAUUAUUAUUUACACCAGCAAACCUUGUAUGGGAAAUUGGAGCUUCCCAUGACCCCAGCUUGAAAAUUUCUUCCAAUAUCAUGAAAAAGCAAACUUGGUGUGUUGAGUUCCUUUAGCCAGGUUCAUACAGCACACAAUAACAGGUCUAACUUGGUUUGGUUUGGUUUCAUUAGGAACAGCAAAGGGCAGCUUACUGUACAAAUGGGAAACUGUGUUGGAGAUUGUCAGCUAUGGCUGUGGUACUGGAUUGGAUCCACAUCAUUAUCUCCCAUUCCCCUGUGGACCAAGUUUGGCUGGUGGGCAGCUCUGACCCAAAUCAUGCAGGCAAAAACAUUGUUCUUUGCAAUCCCCACCAAUGAGUACAGCUGAUGGUGUCAUGUGUGGGGAAGGUGGUCAUGGCUUGCCUUGGAUGAAAUCACCUCGCUGGUCAAAUGGGGAGGACUGGAGCAUCUAACAAAGAUCCUGGUCUGGAAGUUCCCUACUGCUAAGUUACGACAUCCCUGACAACUAUCACUUCUUUUGCAGUCUUUCAACUGUGUAUGCAUCUAACUAUUACAAUACCAGUGCUCAAAUGCAGAUUGAGUUGAUCCAUUUAUUCUUUGCCGCUAUUAGAUCAGGUCCUCUGUGUGUACAGUGAAUGUGUGUGCAGGGGCCAGCUUCGCCCGCUGCUCACAGAGACCAUGCACAUAGUGGCCCACAUAGAACCCUGCCAUUUCAGAGUUUGCAGUUAUAUGGCUCGCAGUCUCCAUGCAUACAAGAUAUGUUCAUAUGGCGCAUUGCAGAAUGGGCUGUUCAUGUGCCAAACACGUUUUAUCGGAGGGGUCAGAGUUCAGGGUGCUUUGCGUGGAGAUGACCCUAGGCUGAAAUUCUGGUAUCUCCAGUUGAAAAAAUUACAGUUUGCAGAGACUUUGAAGAGUUUCGGCUACUCAGAGUAGCUUCUGGGAUAGAUAGGACAAAGUAUUGCAGAGCUUCAUGUGUUCACAGACACUUCUCCUGACAGAGGAGUGUCAUAGCAAGUCAAACGAUGACUUCCCAGGACUGCAAAUCCCUGAGAGGAGCUUAACACUCGCUCUGCUCCUUCCCAGUCCUUUUACUUUAGCUCAGCAUGGCAGCUAAGCCAACUUCCAGCUUAGCAUGUCAUCUGAACCCAAGUUAAGCCAUCUCCUCCUGGACCAAAACAAAGCUCUUAAUAUUCCACACCUCACCUGCAGCCUAAAGGGGCACAUUCUAAGAGAAUGUUUGCCACCAGAUUCUGCUGGUUUUCCAAACUAAAGAGAAUGGUCACUUUAGGUUGAACACAGUGGGGCUUACCUCUGAGGAAAAAGAAAAAUGGAGUGUUAAGGUGCCUGGCUUCCACAAUCAUAGAGGCAAUUUCAUGAGGGGAGCAUCCCAACAAACAAGUAUUGUUCCCUUAUAGUCUGAAGUGUAUUGUCCAGCUGUAGCUAUCUAUCUGGUUCUGCUCCUCUAUAAAUUAGCCUCUGUUGCCCCCUCAGCAAGAAAAUACUCUUUCGCUCCGUAGCAAUACAAAUGGUUUACUUGCUGUUAUGAAAUGCCGGUUUUCCCUCACAUUAGAGCUAGUUGUUAUUUCAUGUUACUGUACUGGAAUGCUUGAUUGUAUUAUGACCUUCUAAUAGUGGUUACUGUCUUAAAAGUAUUUAUCAUGAGACAGUCACUUAGCAACAAGGAUCCCUUUUAUAUAUUUGGUGAGCUAACGGUACAUGCAUGCAGAGUUCCAUAAUGCACAUUUGAAACGUACACAAACAGAGAAACGUUACCGGGCAUUGACACCAGUGCUCUGGUUCCUUGCCAGAACCAGUCACAAAAAUUAACAGACUAAGUAUUCAUCGAUGCCAUCUGUACAGUAAUUAAAAGUGAAAACUGGUGUCAGAUUGUCUUGUCAGCAUGCCACCCUGAAGAAUUACAUAGUUUUUUGGAGGGACUCUCUUCCCUGGCUGGCAAAGUAAUUAUAACAUACCCUAUAGGCAGCUGCUAUAGCCUCAGUCUCAGACUUUUGGCAACUUGCCACAUUUUAAUUAAUAACUUGCAAAUAUAUAUUAAGCAUUUUGGGGGUGCUUUUGAAGUUAUGGGUCUGUUUUCAAACUGAAUAUCUUAGUUCUGUUUUGUGCACUUUAUUGCAACAGGAGGAAAUAGAUAUUUUUGAAGGGGUGAAGGAUCUUCAAGCCCAACGGCUGGCAGAAAAUCUGGGAUUCAAGGGACCUCUGCAACAGCAGGUAAAUUUUACCAGGAGCAAAACCGUGACUGCAUUCAGAUGUCUGGGACCCUUUCCCACUCAGUAGUUCUCUGGAGUUCCAGGAACUUUUCAUACAUAGGGAGGAUUGCACCCAGUGUGGCAGUGACCUUGGUGGCAUCAGAGCUCAUGGGAUACCACCGCCUCUGGUUUCCUUUCUCAUUUAGGAGUUACGGCAGACAAUCGGUGUUCAAAAUACGGGUUCCAACUAAAUCAUACAGUGGUACCUCAGGUUAAGUACUUAAAUCGUUCCGGAGGUCCGUUCUUAACCUGAAACUGUUCUUAACCUGAAGCACCCCUUUAGCUAAUGGGGCCUCCUGCUGCCGCUGCGCCGCUGCUGCACGAUUUCUGUUCUCAUCCUGGAGCAAAGUUCUUAACCUGAGGUACUAUUUCUGGGUUAACAGAGUCUGUAACCUGAAGCGUAUGUAACCUGAAGCGUAUGUAACCCGAAGUACCACUGUACUUGGAGCAGAUCCUUUGAAAUCCACGGACUUAAGUUGAUUGCAAUAAUUGAUUUCAGUGGUUCAGCUCUUGAGUGUAACUUGGUUGGCUUCAUCCUAAGAAUCUAUUCUUAGAGGAUGCCUACUUGGUUUGGGAUAACAAAUAGGUAGGAUCUAGAUGUAGGCUUGCUGAGCGUACAACCGUUGAAAUAAAUGGAACUACUCUGAGCUGGACUAAGUUUGAACCCAACCCAAUAAGCCUUUCACUGCUUACUGGAAAUGACCUCCUAUUUUCUUCAGGCAUUACCUUGUAUUGUGCUUCCCUGUCCGUCUUUCCAGAAGCUCAUUCCCAGAAUUCCAUCACGUCCCAUGACCAAGAAACAGCAUCAGUGGCCCAUAUGUAGGUGAAGGGAUGGUGCUUUACUUUCUCCAGUACACAGGAAUUUUCACCAUUUGUAAUUGUUCGCAAAUCCCUGCUCCUGGGGGCAGCUUUAUGAUGAGGACAAUGCCAAGAGGUACCCCAACGGCUGUAUGUAGAGUGUACAGUGGUACCUCGGGUUACAGAUGCUUCAGGUUACAUACGCUUCAGGUUACAGACUCCGCUAACCCAGAAAUAGUGCUUCAGGUUAAGAACUUUGUUUCAGGAUGAGAACAGAAAUCGUGCUUUGGCAGCGCGGCGGCAGCAGGUGGCCCCAUUAGCUAAAGUGGUGCUUCAGUUUAAGAACAGUUUCAGGUUAAGAACGGACCUCCGGAACGAAUGUGAGGUACCACUGUACAAAAUUACAUGCAUCCACAGUAUACAAACUGUCCAUUUUUUACUCUGCAUAACAAUGGAGAUUUAUAUUAUUAUAUUAUAUUAUAUAUUAUAAUUAUAAAUUACAGUCAUACCUUGGAUCCUGAAUGCCUUGCGAGUUGAAUGUUUUGGCUCCCAAACACCACAAACCCGGAAGCCAAUGUUCUGGUUUGUGAACAUUCUUUGGAACCAGAACGUCCAACACAGCUUCCGAUUGGCUGCAAGAGCUUCCUGCAGCCAAUCGGAAGCCGCACCUUGGUUUCCGAAUGUUUUGGAAGUCGGACUUCCAAUCCGGAACGGAUUCCGUUCGACUUCCGAGGUACGACUGUAUAUUAAUUAAUUAUUUUAAUUUCAGUUCUACUCUGCCCUUCCUCCCAAAGUAGCCCAGUGCAGCAAACCAUAAAAUAACAAAUACAAUACAAAUAUAUAAACAGGUAGCACUUCAGUCUUCCACUGGAUGCUUAAGAGAAAUGUCCCUGGCCAUCCCUUCCAGGGUAGCCAAUCCUGAAAAAUCAGUGUGAAGAUGCCUGCUGAUUAAAAUGGCUCUGGAAUGCAGUGUUGAUCUUUUUGCCACUACACAGCUCUCUUCUGCAAUUUUUCUACAGAAUUUUCCCCCUGCAGUUUUCUUCAGGUUAUUACUGAAAAGCAAAAGCUUGCCAUUUUGUAGAUGGUAGAUUCUCAGCAUGCAUUUCACUCCUCUUAAAAUUUAUCAUUCAUGUUCCAAAAUGGGAGCAUGAAAAUGCAAGCCACCAGGCCUGUUUUGCAACUAGCUUAAUCUUUAUUUUACUGCUCUGGGAAGAGAAGGAUGAUAAAUUGUUUUUUUGUGAGGGGUUUUGCACAGGAUUUCCCAUAUCAUCAAAAUGCCACUUUUGUAAAACCUUUGAAUUUUUAAUACACCACUUCUAAUUAAUUUCUAUCCCAACUGUGCAAUUAACAAAUGCAUAAUCAUUAAGAUGAUUAACACCCAUUUGAAGAUUUAGCAGUAUCUUUAAUGAGAGAGAAUUAUUAUUAAAUCUUUCUAGCUUUGCAUGUUCUAGCACUUAAUUAUUAGCACAAUGCAUGAACUGCUUAACUAAACAACAGCUAAUACAUUUCUUCCCAUGUGCUAUAACCUUUGCAGUGUGAUUUACUGGAGCAUAGAAACAUAAUGGCUACAUCAGUACAAUCAAAGGUCUAUUUAAUUUGGUCUUAUCAUAAUCGUUUAUAUUCCCCAGUAGGUAGAUGCCAGAAGAAUUCUAGUUAGUACAAUAGUGAAAUUCUUCCGUUUAACAUACUGUGGAGUCCUUGUGACAAAUCUUAAUACUGCUUGACGACUGGCUUGUGGGGUGUUUUUUUGCAGGGUGGGCUAAAUUUCAGUUUAUACUAACAAUAUCCAUUAGUAUCCAAAUUAUUUCAAACAUUAAUGUGGAGAACUUUACUAUAAACAUGGUAAAUACUUCAUUUGAUAAAACGUAUGGUUAGGGAACUGCCGUUUGUUCUUCAGAUUCAAAACAUUUGGGGUUUAGUUUUGGUCGUGUGGAGCAGUUCAUUCAAAUUAGAAUUGGAUCCAUUCUUUAAAGGCCUUGACUGAUGUUCUGUGCACAAAAGUGGCUUCAGUGAGAACCAUAAGCACCGUUGGGAUGAAGUAAACUAUGAACAGCUACAAGUAGUCACUAAAUCACUUAUGGCAUCAGCAUGUGGAAUCCUUGGGCAGCCGGGAGAACCCACUGCUGAUGCCUGCCCUCCCCCCAGCUCCAUGCUUUGAGCAGCACCACAUGGCUAAACCCAGCUGCCAUUUUCAUUCCCCCCAAAUGUCCCUGAUCAUCGUACGGUUGCUCUGGGGCACUGUGGGAAAUUAACAUGGCGGUGUUCAGCCAUCUAGUGCUGUCUCCGGCAAUUACUGCUCUCCUCAAAACUCCCUAGGCCACUGGUUCUCACUUAUACAAGCCACCUUUUGUGCAGAGAACAUCAGUCAAGGCCUUUAAAGAACGGUUCUCAUUGCCUCCUCCAUCCACGUGAGGUCUGGAAGGUGGCAACAUGAGAACAGGCCUUUUCUGCAGCGUCUCCCUGUUUGUGGAAUGCUCUCCCCAGGGAGAUUCAUCUCGCACCUUCAUUAUACCGUAUUUUUUGCUCUAUAAGACUCACUUUUUCCCUCCUAAAAAGUAAGGGGAAAUGUGUGUGCGUCUUAUGGAGCGAAUGCAGGCUGCGCAGCUAUCCCAGAAGCCAGAACAGCAAGAGGGAUUGCUGCUUUCACUGCGCAGCAAUCCCUCUUGCUGUUCUGGCUUCUGAGAUUCAGAAUAUUUUUUUUCUUGUUUUCCUCCUCCAAAAACUAGGUGCGUCUUGUGGUCUGGUGCAUCUUAUAGAGCGAAAAAUACGGUAUAUCUUUAGGCACCAGGCGAAAAUGUUCCUCUUCAACCAGGCCUUAGGCUGAUUCUAUGGCCUUUUAAUUGUGCCUGUGGGAAGUGUUAUUGUUUUGUUGUUUCUGUUUUAACUAUUUAUCUGUGCUUUUAUCUUGGGAACCGCCCUGAGAUCUUUAGAUGAAGGGCAGUAUAGAAAUCAAUCAAUCAAUCAAUCAAAUAAAUUUUGAAUGAGCAGCUCCACCAACAGAGGAUGAGGCCUACCAGAGAGUACUUUGCCCAGCGUCUCUCAGCCUAGAAAGCUGCCUUACCCUGCGGCAGACCCUGAUCCAUCUAGCUCGGUCUUAAGCUGACUGGCAGUGGCUUUCAUGCAGGAGUUUUUCCAACUUUACCUGGAAAUGGCUCUGCAUUGAACCUGGCACCUUCUGCAUGCCAAGCUGAUAGGAGAUCAGCAACAUCUGGAGGGUUACCAGUUCCCCAUCCCUGCUUUAGAGACGAGCAUCCAAGGGCUAAGAUUCCCCAUGCAGUUAUUUUAUGAACAGCUUCCUCUAUGUUGUUACCAGGUCAGCAGUUUGUUUCAAGGUAGGACCACUGGAGGGAUGAUGUGGCACAUGGGGGGGGGCACAUGCUCUUUCUUCCCCAAGACAGCUACAGACAUCAGUCUGUCCAUACUUCUGUUUAGCCUUGGAGUUGGCAACCAGAGGCUAGCUGAUUCUUUUAGAGGCUUACGGUUGUUGAUGUGCAGUUGUUGAUUCCCCAAUAUAAUGACACAGAGGAACAAACUGUUAGAUAAACCAGCCCCUGUUCCGUUGCUCCCGGUUGUGGGCGAUUAUAAAAGGCUCAGCAGAUCAUGAAGUUAAUGCCGUUUCUAAAUAGUGUCCUCCCUAUUUGCUUUUUUACAAUUACAUUUAAGGAAUAUGCAGCAGUUAUUUAGUUAGUUCUGAUCGUGUGUCAAUGCGGCUUACCAGAAAACAGAUAAGCGCUGAGUUUAGAGAGCAAAGAAGCCAACUUUUCAACAAUUGUUUCUUCAGUCAGAGUUGCAUUUUGAUGCUGGGAGGGAGGGUUUAUACAUUUUCCAAACAAAUUCAGCAACUAAUCUGCAUUUGUCAGCUGCAUAUUGCUUCACAGUUUCUGAAUUUAGUCUCAUUAAGGUAAUCACUUUAACUUCAAUAUCAGCAUAAUGUAUUCAUUAUCAACUCUCAAACUUGGUUCAUUGUGCUUAAAUUAAGUUUGUUUGAAUUAAUGACACUGCUCUCUCUCUCUUUUUUUAACUACAAAGUUCUAUUUAGUGCACUGCGAAGAGUGAGCCUCUGUAAUGUUUGACGUUUCAAAUCAGCAUUCCAUUUCCUCCUGGCUAAAAUAAUCGGCCACUGAUUUAAAAGCAAUAGAUAGCAUUAGUGUUUCAUAAAGGAAGGUUAUUAUGUCAUUAACUUUUUGUAGCUGCUUUUACACUGAUGCAGAAAAUACAAACAUCUUUAGCGUCUUAAUUCAGGAUAAUUCUCUGCCCGCCUCCGCUGGUUUCCUUUUGUGUAAUUAUGCACCACUUUUUUCAACUUUAGGCUGCCGAUCAAAUUAAGAAGCUGUACAACCUUUUCCUGAAAAUUGAUGCCACUCAAGUUGAAGUGAAUCCCUUUGGCGAAACUCCAGAAGGACAAGGUACAAAAGAGAAAAAGAAAGAUUCAAAAAAGCAUAUUGAUCUAGCAGAGAAAUAGGAAUUUCUAGAUGAACUCACAUGCAUGGGAGUUCUAUACUACACCCUUGUGCCAACAUAACCUCCCUAAUUUUCGAAGAAAAUGUGCCAUGGGCACACCAUCUGCCUCUUUUCCACCAUUGUCACAUUCAAAAUCCCCACCUCCUUUCCAAGGUUUGACUGUGAUGUGUGAUUCUGCGCUCAUCGAUGCUAGACUCUUGUCCUGUUUGCAGGUUUCCUUGCAUGAGCGAGUCCUGACUCCUGCCCAAAACACGAUGACAGGGGCUCUUACAGAGAUCUUCAUUCACAUAAGUAAUGAUACAGGCUCAGCAGGUGUCAGGAGUUCAGGAGCCAGACAAAGAAGUUCAGAACUGAGCAGGAGCAACCAGGAUGCCCCAACCAAUUUCCACACCCCUCCCACCAAGCUUUUAAAGGCCAGGUCCGGUGUGCUUGUUUGCUUGGCUCUCUUGCCGUGCAAGACUGCUGAGGUUAUAAAUGCACACUCUGGGAGGGUGAGUCUGUUCCCAUCUAUGGAGAGUGGCACCUGGUCCUUGACAACAAUGCUGCGUCCUUCCCUAUGGUUUUCCCAGUAGUGAUGUAUGGAAGUGAGAGCUGGACCAUGAAGAAGGCUGAUUGCCGAAGAAUUGAUGCUUUUGAAUUAUGGUGCUGGAGGAGACUCUUGAGAGUCCCAUGGACUGCAAGAAGAUCAAACCUAUCCAUUCUUAAGGAAAUCAGCCCUGAGUGCUCACUGGAAGGACAGAUCAUGAAGCUGAGGCGCCAAUACUUUGGCCACCUCAUGAGAAGAGAAGACUCCCUGGAAAAGACCCUGAUGUUGGGAAAGAUGGAGGGCACAAGGAGAAGGGGACGACAGAGGACGAGAUGGUUGGAUGGUUUCUCGAAGCUACCAGCAUGAGUUUGACCAAGCUGCGGGGAGGCAGUGGAAGACAGGAGUGUGUGACGUGCUCUGGUCCAGGGGGUCACGAAGAGUUGGACACGACUAAACGACUAAACAACAACAGCCUCUGCCUCCUGCAGCUCAAAUGAAGCUCUACGCUCCAUGGGAGAGGCGAAAGCGGGAGAGCCUCCAUCCUUGGUUACCACAAACCCCCACUACCACCCAGAGUUCUGCUUCUGCUCCAUGAGUCUGAGCAUUCCCAAUUCUGACAGAACCACUGGGAUUGUGACAUUGAGAGGGGACCAGAAGCACGUCCCUGCUCCUCUUGCUGCAUGCGAGCACCCUAAAUGUAGGCACGCUCGUGGCUAGGGCAGUGGCUAAUUCUAAACAGAAUCGCCUUCAUAGCCAUAGCUUGAAACUCACUUUAGGCCUGCGCCUCAUCUGGCUAACAUGGCAUUGAGUUAAAGGCCAAUUAGACUCUCAACAGGAUCUUUAUCUCCCUUAACAGAUGUUUAUUUAUGGGAGGCUUAUAUACACAACUCUUCUCGUAACAGCUUCCAGCAUAGUUACUGUCACAUUUCAAGCAGCCAAAAUCUCAUUUUCCAUGGAUUUUCCGCCCUAUUGUUGCUUUACUUGAUUAUUUUCCCCAUUUCUGAUACAAUAUGUGAGUGAAACUUGUAAUGAUUCAUUUGUGUCAUAAGGAAUGUUCAGGGAUGAGAGACAAUGCAAAAAUGCAGUAGUUUCUUUCUCGGCAGACAGACAGUAUCCCAAGUCGGUCCAAAUCCCAAGAAACGUGUGGACUGGAUUGAAGUAUAAAUAGUGCAGUGCUUUUAGGGUGAACAAGCUUUUUUAAUUCUAUUUUACUUCUGAUAUUUCUGGGAAAGCUUUGCACCAUAGAUAGUCACAAAAGCAGUGUACACAACCCUCAAUGAAGAUACCCAUCAAUCAAAAUAAUUCAGCGUUUAAAACAAAACCCACAAGUAAAAACAUAAGCUGUAUUAUGCUUGCUCAUGGAAUUUCAUAAAAUGCCUGCUGAAAUGGAAAUAUCUUUGCCCAGCACCUGAAGUUCAGCAGGGAAAGGCAUAUCUGAUUGCAAAGGGGAGUUCCACAGAAUCAGGCCCACAAAGCUGAACCCUUUCUUCCUGGUGGAUGUGAACCAUAGAUCUGAUCCACUAACGGAGAAAGAAAUAUAACUGUGCAUAAAGAAACCUAAAUAAACGAGAAACCCUUAAUGGCUCAAUUGAUUUGACAUAUUUUUUCCUACGUUUUGGUUGUCAAAAUGCAGCAAGUUACCAUCAGUUGUAGUCCACACAGUUACAAGCAAAUAGCAUAAUCUUCUCCAGUAAUUUGUAUCUAACAGAUAAACCCAGUAAGGAGAACUUGCCACAUUAGUGAACAAAACAGAAUGUUUUGAGUCUUAGAGCGAAAAUCUCUGGUUACUUAAUGGCUCUCUUAAAAGCCACAGAUCUUCGGUGAUGCAGGAAAGAUACAUUUCCCUUUGCCUCAAGAUUGUGUUCCUUUGGACACACAAAAUGAAAUAUAGUAAAGUGACUUUUUUUUAAAAAAAGAGCAAAACAUCAUAAAAAUAAUUCAUUUAUAGCAACACAUGGCAAUAAUUCAGAGAUUGAAUUACAGUCAUGAUCAAGUGUGUGUUUGUUUUAUGACCGUAACACACAAUAGUCAAAUUAAACUGAAUUAUUGGGGGAAAUGAUUAAUGAUCAGAAUUUACAAAUGUUGCCUCUGUGCAGGAGCUGCUGCUCUCCCCCUCGCCUCUAAAAAAUUCCCUGCGGCAUUUUGAAUAGAUUUGUGGCACUACGAACAGAACAGUAAAAGAAACCAGAUUCAAAAAAAAAAUUGGAAAAGAAAGAUGUAUUAUUUGUAAAUUAUUGUAUUACACUUUCUAGCUGGAUUCUAGGUGUUUUGCGUUAUACUAACUGCAUGCAGAUUAGGGCUGCAGCCACACAGCAGUUUAUUCCAUUUCCCUGAUGUUUCCCUCACUGCUUAUUUCUUCAUUGUAUUUGAGCUUACACGUAAUGUAAAAGACACUUCCAGAAAACUAAUGGAAUAUGGCACACGUUUAGCACUCGUUUCCAUGUGACCUGAUUCCAGAAAAAAAAAUCCAUUUGCAGCUCCCUUAACCCAGGAAAUUGUGCGAGUAAAGUGACAAUAUUUGGGGCAGGAUCCCAGCACAGCACACUAUAUUUUCCUACCAUUUUCAUUGGGAGAUAGAAGCAUGCAUGUGCACCAAGGGAGGGGGAGAAGCCAUGUUGUUACGUGACAUAUUAAUCACUGGUGUGAAAAGUCACAUCUCCGUAACACAACAGGUAUGAGAGGAACAUUAGACAAUGGAACAAAAGUGCCAGCAUUAUAAUCAGGAAAUUCUGCCCAUGUCUGAGAGUGGAUCCUCAUCAGUUAAAUGUGAGCAGCCCCAUCGACAUCUAUGGAAAUUAUCAGCCAUACAACCAAGUGAGAUUUCAGUCUCAUGCUUACACUACUAAAUAUUUCCCAUUCCUUUCAAUGGAAGCCGACGCAUUAGAUAGUGGUGGGUUUAUUGUAUCCCGUGAUCCUGGCCUCAAUCCGGAUACAGUAGUUUGCAAUUGUUAUGUAACAUGUCACCAGGAACCUAGGAUAGUGAUCUUCGUUUACAUUAGUUUCAAGAAAGGAGAUUCCGACUGAACAUAUGGGAAAACUUUCUGGCAGCAAGAGCUGUUCUACAGUGGAACAGUUUCCCUCUGGAGGUUGUGGACUCUCCUUCCUUGGAGGUUUUUAAGAGAGGUUGGAUGGCCGUCUGUCAUGGAUGCUUUAGCUGAGAUUCCUGCACUGCAGAGGGUUGGACACGAUGACCCUUGGGUCCUUUCCAAUUCUACGAUUCUAUGAUUUCAAGACUGAUGACAGAAGCCCAUAUAAAUAUCCUGCAUUAAUAUUGGGAAUGUCAUUGGGUGUUUUCCAUCCAGAUGUGUAUCCACAUUCAGUCUAUGAGUGUGGUUAUGAAUAGGAUUUGAAUGUUCUGCUGCUUUGGAGAAAGUAGGCAAUUAGUUUACCUCCUGUAUCCCCCGCCCCCACCCCCCGCUGCUCAUUAAACCCUGGAUUAAAUUAAUAUAUAUUUUUUCCAUUGAAAAGAAAUUGGUAGUCUUCAAAGAAUGCAAAAAUAACUGUUGGUGAAAUAGGAGAACUUCACCUUAUUUAAGGCAGUAUCAUACCACUUUAAGCAAUGGUCGCUUCCCCCAAAGACUCUUGGGAAUUGUAGUUUUUAAAGAGACAUAUUAAGAGACCCCUGUUCCCUUCACAGAACAACAGUUACCAGAGUUCCCUGAGAAGUGGAAUUGACCAUCAAGCUACUCUGGGAACUGCAACUCUGUAAGGGGAAUAGGGGUCUCCUAACAAAUCUCAGCACCCUUAACAAACUACAACUCCCAGAAUAUUGGGGCGGGGGAGCCAUGCCUAUUUAAAGUGGUGUCAUAAAUGUGACCACUGUCCACGUGUAUCCUCCCACCCCCUGGAUUCUUUGGGCGAAGCCAUAACCCUAACCCUGCUGCUUUAAAUAUAUGUUACAGGUGGACCAGGGUAGAAGCAGGUACAUUCUAGAGUAGGUGAACAGGAACUGUGAAGAAGUCUGCAAGUGUUAUUGCAGUUCAUGCUUAAAUCGGAGAUUAAAAUGUCUGUCCUAGAUAGCCCCAACGACUGCCAGCGUUCUCCUUGCCCCUUAGCAUAAGCUGUUGAAUUCGCGCAUCUCUGACAGCUUCAUGUCAAUAGCAAAAGCAGAGGGAAAGCACUCCAAGAAUAGAAGCGCCGGGGCUCUCUUUGAUAUUUGUUCAGAAGAAGAAAAAAGUGCAUUUGUAUAAUCUAUCAUGUAUGUCACAAUAUUCUUUUGACGGCAGUAAAUGUUUUAUAAAUAUUAAUAGGUGGGCUUGUUUCCCUGCUGUUUUGCAAUGUUGCUCUUGUUAAUGGUGAAAGUUCUGCAGAAAUGAGAUUUCCAUGGUGACAUUAGAAAGGUCCGCCAGGAGAGUCCUGCUAGCGGUGCAGGCAUGGAUCAGGGUUUCAUAUCUCGGUUAAGAGCAAACCCUGGUUAAGGUUGGAGCCGGAAGCGGGAAGGAGAUGUUAGAAUUCCUGCUCCAUGAUUGCAGUCAUGGGAUUUUUGUCUACCACAUGACGGUGUAUGUUUUGACUCCACAAAGUGGAAAGUGACGGAGACAGGAUGUUUGUGUUACUGCGUUCCGUGAAGUGGGACUAUUGUCCUUUGUUCUUUCUCUUUGCUGUCUGAUGCUAGAGAGAGAGGGAGCCAUGUUGCAGUGCUCCGUGCGUGUUUAUAUGUAAAUAAAGUAGAUUAGCCAAAGUGCUGAGUUGCUGAGGUUUGUUACGCAAGCUGCAAAGACUGCAGAUCCCUAAGUGUGCCAAUGUCUGUUGGCAUCGGUGAUGUUCGGGCAGAAGAAAGCUUUUGAAACUCCCGAGCGAAAGACCAGGAGGGAGAGAACAUGCCAGUCGGGCAUGUGUCUGUGCCAGUGUCCUACUCAAGUGUAGCACAAACUUCUGACAGGAGAGUGCAAUCUCACGGCUCCUCAUGUGUGUGAUCUGCUUCUAAAAUUGCAGCUUGUUUAUAUUUAGCUGCUUUUUUGUUUGUUUGAUUACUUCUGUUUGAUUUUAGGUUGCAUUUCCUCUUGUUUUUAGAUCUGUCUGUUAUUACAUUGAUACCCCACCUUUCCUCCAAGAAGCUCAAGGCAUAUGUGGCUCUCCCCUUCCCUAGUUUAUCCUCCUGUUUUUCUCUGACUGUGUUUGUUUGUGCAGGAUAUAUUAAAACAAUCGCUUAAAGGCUUUAUUAACAUAAUGCAUAAGAGCUACAGCUAUUACAGAUUUGUAAUUAAACGCACGCAUUGUUACGUUGAGAACAUUUAUGGGAGACUGCUCUGUUGAGCUUCCCUUUUCUGCCCUGACUUUCAUUGUGUGUUUUCGCCACGCUGGCGUUCCACAUCUUAGUUUAAGACUCUUGACACCUGGUAGGCCUAUGGCAAAUUGAGUUUUGAUGUCUGCUGUUCUAAGUCCCUGAGGCCUGCUUCUGUAUAAUUCCGUUGGGGGGCGGGAAGUUACAUUGAUUUUGCAGAGAUCAGGACUGUGCACUCUCGUUACUGAAAAGUGUGGUGCUUAAAAAUUAUGCAACUCUAUUUCACAUUUGGAACCAACCACUCAAUAGCCCUGAUGUAUUGAUUUCAUUUCCCUUUCAUUUAGUUGUGUGCUUUGAUGCCAAGAUAAACUUUGAUGACAAUGCUGAGUUCAGGCAAAAAGAGAUAUUUGCCAUGGAUGACAAAUCUGAGAAUGAGCCUAUAGAAAAUGAAGCUGCCCAUUAUGACUUGAAGUACAUAGGCCUGGAUGGAAACAUUGCCUGUUUUGGUAAGCAAAAAUAUGUUCAUACUAUACAUUUCUGGCUUCGAUUCAAAGACCUUAUGUGUUAAAGGAUGGGGGAGGUAUUUGGAAACUGGGGGAGUUUCAAAACCAGCAUGCAAUAGGUCAUGGAGGUAUUAAGUCCAGUGAAAACCAGUCAAGAUUCUGCCAUGCAUGCAGGUCUUUGAUCAUGACUAAAGUUGUCUUUUGGAUUCCCAGCCAUGUGUUUGACAUAACCAUUAACAACCAUGGAGGCUGCAUUCAAAUAAUCUUAUCUCAGUUUAAUGAGCCAAGGUAUGAAUGAGCCUCACGGCUGCAUCUACAUCCCAUUUGCACAAGGUCCUGAACAAAACAGAAAGUUUGUAGUAAACUUGGCUUUCCCAGGAAACUAUGGUUAACAGCUUCAGAUAUUGAAGUUAAUAUCUUGGCUUGUUCUGAAGCUGUUAAUCGCAGUCUCCCAGGUUGGACGAAACAGGAAACUAUAGUUCACUGAAGACUUCCUGGUUGUUUGCCAGCUCAAAGGUUGAAAUCAAAGGCUCAUUCAUAGAUUGGCUAAUUAAGCUGCAAUAUGAUCGUCCAAACGCGGCCACUUAGUAACAUUAAAAAUGUGCGGCAGAGCUGUUCUUCACAUUUAAGCUGCAUGCAGUCAUUAUCCUUGGCAUAUGCGCGCUCUGUGAACAUCAAAGAUGCCAAAUGAUGGCGGGUGGGUGUUUUACUUACUCCACAACUGCGUUCCUGGAAUUGUCAGCCAUGUAUCCAAAAAGUUGUCAACAUUUGAAUAGAAAUGAACUCUAAAUAACGGAAGGAAAAGUAAUUGCUGCCCCAAGGAAUCUGGGCAGAAUGUUUUGACUGCAUACCCAGAACUAUCAUUUGAAUAUAGAAUCAGUGUUUUCUGUAGGGAAAACCAUAAAAGAAAAUGUGCUACAGACAAUGAAUGGGGCCUUUUUAAGGGUUCAUGCUCUUCUGCACAUGCAUAGACCUAUCCACUGGAGCAAGUCAUUAUGUUCUGGUGGACGCCAGUCCAGGCUCCUCACCCACCACCCAGGCAAGAUUUUAGAACUGUUGAGACCCCAACUAGAUGUCACUCAAGCAAUCCCUGAUCAGAAUCUUUCACUUUUUUUAAACAUUGAAACUGUCACAUGGGACUAUUAAUGGAUCAGCGGAAUGGGGAGUAGACUUUAGCUGGUUCCUCCCAUGAAUUUUCCCCAAUCUAAAUUGCCUCUCUCCCCAAGCUGCUAUUAGCAAUUUGGGGGUGGUCGUAGAUAGGUCUCUAGAUCUGUGGUUCCCAGUUGGUGGUCUGUUGACCCAGGGGGUCCGUAGCACCAUUUCUGUAACAAAAGCUACCAUAGAUAAUACCAUUUUUUUUCAAAAGCAGGGGGGUCCAUGGCUUGGCUUUAUAAAAACAGGGAGCCUAAAGUACUUUAGCUAAUUGUGAACCACUGCUCUAGAUCAUAUAAGAAUCCCCAAUGCAGCUGCUUUGUUACUAAACAACAACAAAAAGAUUGCAGGUUAAUAAUAAUAAUAAUAAUAAUAAUUGUUGUUGUUGUUGUUGUUGUUGUUAUUUAUACCCCGCCCAUCUGGCUGAGUUUCCCCAGCCACUCUGGGUGGCUCCCAAUUGAGUGUUAAAAACAAUACAGCAUUAAAUAAAGUAUGUCAUGGCCACAACCAUACCAUACAUUUAAAGCACAUGGCUUCCCUCAAAGAAUGUUGGGAAUGGUAGUCCUGUGAGGGGUAAGCUACAGUUCCCAGGAUUAUUUUUGGGUAGCUUUAUUCUUCAAAUGAAUGGUGUGGAUGUGACCCAUGCCUGGAUUGGCUCUUAGUGAGAAGCAUGGCACUAUUUUUGAGAGGGCAGGGGGAAGAUCCUCUUGAACACACAGAAUCUUCCUACACAAACCUUUGCCUUUGGAUUAUUGUCUCUUUGUUUCCUUACAUUUCUUGUUCACUUUUCUUUUGAAAAAGUUUGAUUAGGUUAAUAAUAAUAAUAAUUAUACUCCACCCAUCUGGCUGGGUUUUAAACAUUAAAAACUUCCCUAAACAGGGCUGCCUUCAGAUGUCUUUUAAAAGUAAGAUAGUUGCUUAUUUCCUUGACAUCUGAUGAGAGGGCGUUCCACAGGGCAGGCGCCACUCUGCCUGGUUUAAAUGUAAGUUAACAUUAUACUUUGGUUCCCCAGCAUGUUAAAAGCCUAACCUGAUAAACAGAACUUACAUGUGUGACCAUGUAAAUCUGGGAUCCUGCAAAAGACUGUAUUGUUUGAAAAAAGUUUCAGUGAAUGGAAAUAAAAGAUUAAAUUAUUUAUCUGGACCACUUAUAUUUACGCAAAAACUCUUAAGUGCUUUACAACAUAGCUUAAAACAUCUUAAAUAAACAAGAGAUACAACAACAACAAAACCAAACCAGGGAAUUUUUACGUUCUGCAAAACACUAUUAACAACUAGAUCAUCAUUUUUAGUAUCAAAAUAAAUAUUACACAUAAAAAUCAGUUUCAGAUAUACAAGGAAAAUUCAUAAUAAAAAUGGAAAUAAGAGCUGAACCAGUCUAUAUUUGACAUAAAGAUUUCAUUUACACUUUUUUUUAAGCCUUCAUGGGAAUUUUUUUUUAAAAAAAAUAUCUAGAGAAGUAGCUUUUUCUCCUCACAGUUUAUGGCACGUAAAUUUCCAUGCUUAAUUGCGAGAUUCAGAGAUUGUGAUAGAACAAAUUUGUAGCUUUGGUACUGAGGUCUUAAUCUAACUGGAAUUAACAUUUUUUAAAGGAUUUGUAGCUCAUUAAACCAAUAGCACCAUCAAAUUAUACGCCUAAAACAUCCCAUCCGGAUUGUAGGCUCCUGUUCAAGGAAUUUUUUUUAAAAUAAAAGCUUACUUUGUAGAGAAGCAAUCAAUUUAACAUGCCAAAGCAUUUUCUUCUCUCUUACCCAGAUGAGUUAAUGUAUUUGCAACACAGGCAACAUUUAACAUAGCAGAGGUGUCAACCAUUAAAAAAAAGAAGAUAAAAUCUAAAGCAUUGUCAUCAAAAGAAUAUCCAGUGGGAGUUUGGUUAAAAGGAGAACUGAGUUUUUAAAUAUUUUCCAACAGGAUGUUAGCUUUAUGCCAAGGUUAAUGAAAUUAGACAUGGCCCAUAAAACUGCCAGGGGAAUUAAGGGAUCAGUGGUAAGUGAAGGAGACGUUUCGUGGGGUUUCUGCUGGUUUCAGAAUAUGGUUUUUGCUCCUAAUUCCCUGGGAAAGUAUAUGCAAGUUCAGAACAUAAAACUGUGAAAACAUCAUUGUAUUAUGCACAAUUAAAAUUAUGCCUCAUUUAUUAAGUACUAAUCAAUUAAAAUUACCCUAUGAAUGGGCAUAAUUUAGCCUGCAAGUCACAUGCAGUCCCCAAGCAAGGUUUGCUCUAUGUUUUCUUCCCAGCAUCUGUCAGGGCUCCUCUCAUUUUCUAUACAAAACCAGUGGGGAGCCUGCAACAGAACAUUGCAGUAUAUUUCCCGACUCUAAAAGGGACUGUUCCUCUUCAGCCAGCCUGGAACAGGAACCUUGUGCCACUGUUUCGGACUUCUUAGCACCCCAUUUUCCCCACCCCACCAUACUAUUUUGGGCCUUGAAUCUAGUGGUGCAGCUAGAGUUGAACCAUGAGGCCAAAGUCCACUCAGAGAACGGCAAUUGGAGAGUCAACAGCAAACAGGCCCAACGGUGUCAGCUGGGCCUACUUGGGCUCUCACUGGUUACCACAGCAUUCUUUCUGCUUUUUUAAAAAAGUAUUUGAUAUGAUUUGAUUUAUUAUAUUUUUAUGUCAUUUUUCAUUCAAAUUAAUCCCAAAACAACUUACAAACGAAUAAUAAUAUGCUUUAUAGUCAGGUUUGUCUGGCCAGACACAUACAUGGCGACCUUCACAUACAUAAAAUGAUGAAAUCUGGUAUUUUAGCAAAGCUGCGGUCGUGGCAGAGGUUUGUCCUGCCCUCCACAAUCAAAUGGUAGCAAGAUAGAAAGGACUUGGUUUAUAGCAUUCCUAGCAAACCCAGAACUUCCCUUUUCAGACAGUUGUAUUUUCUCAUUGUGUGGCUGUCCUGAAAGGCCCACUUUAAAAAGCAAAGGGGGGGGGGACACGCUUUAAUUUACAAAUGUAUUUACUUAGAUAUGGUAAGGUGUCCUUCAAGUAUUUUUCAAACCACUUCCUUCAUUUGGGUUGUUCCAUUUUGCUUUCAAACUGAUAGGCACCUGAACCACUCGAAUUUAAGGCUUGGUGACUUUCUGUCUGAUUUAAAUCACAUCCCACCCUGUCUCUUUGAUGUAGAGUCAGUGUGGUGUGGUGGUUAGAGCGUUGGACUAUGAUCUGGGAGACCAGGGUUCAGUUCCUCGCUCAGCCAUGGAGCUCACUGGGUGACCUUGGACUGGUCGCUGCCUCUCAGCCUAACCUACCUCACAGGGUUGUUUGUGGGGAAUAAAUGAGGAGGUGGAGAACCACAUAUACUACCUUGAGCUCCUCGGGGGAAAAGAGAGGAUAUAAAUAAAAUAAAAUAAACAAACAAACUUCAGCUAGCAUUUUAAGGCACCUCCCAUUUUGUGCUCCUCUUUUUCAACACUCUGUACCACAGUGCUCCCUCUAACUCUUCUUAAAGAAUGCAUAUAUUUUACCAGGGGGGUGGGAGAAGUACACUUGCAAAUAGGUAAAGGUAAAGGGACCCCUGACCAUUAGGUCCAGUCGUGGCCGACUCUGGGGUUGUGGCGCUCAUCUCGCUUUAUUGGACGAGGGAGCUGGCGUACAGCUUCCGGGUCAUGUAGCCAGCAUGACUAAGCCGCUUCUGGCGAACCAGAGCAGCGCACAGAAACACCGUUUACCUUCCCGCCGGAGCGGUACCUAUUUAUCUACUUGAACUUUGCCGUGCUUUCGAACUGCUAGGUUGGCAGGAGCUGGGACUGAACUCACCCCAUCACGGGGAUUUGAACCGCCAACCUUUUGAUCGGCAAGUCCUAGGCUCUAUGGUUUAACCCACAGCGCCACCUGUGUCCCUACACUUGCAAAUAGUGCUGCUCUAUUUCUAGAGAUAAAUGGCAACUGCAGCAGAGAGCAGGAAGUUGCUGUGUGGCCUUUCUUUCUGACACACACACACACCUACACCCCCCCCCCAAUAGUGAAACGUGUCUUAGUCCAUUUAGUUCUGCAUAAUCACUGGGGAAAAAUGAAUCAAUAAAUAGCAGUCAAAGAAUGCCAGACACCAAAUAUUGCUGAUGUCUUCUUUGUAUCCAUGUGCAUUAAACCUGAAAGUCCGUCUCUUUUACACUGUUCCCUGCUCUCUCUCUCUCUCUCUUUAUUGUAUUAUUAGUUACAGCGUUUUUUCCUACCACUCUUAAAUGGUAACUUAUCUGGGUAGCGGUAGUGGCACUUUCUAAACGACAUCCCUACGAGUCUGCAUCUCGCCAUUUUAAAAUGCACAACUCUGAUUCUCUUAAUUGCAGUCAAUGGCGCUGGGCUUGCUAUGGCAACGUGCGAUAUCAUUUCCCUUAAUGGCGGAAAGCCUGCCAACUUCCUGGAUCUUGGUGGAGGCGUGAAAGAAGCACAAGUAUAUCAAGCAUUCAAACUGCUCACCGCUGAUCCCAAGGUAAAACCUGUUGACUCCUUACAGACGCUUUCUCGAUGCACUCGUAUGUUUGUCUUCAUAAAGCCAAAAAGUGUGCACUGA